Messenger RNA from Danaus plexippus (monarch butterfly), 1717 nucleotides. It is a transcript of the gene hgo, whose product is annotated as homogentisate 1,2-dioxygenase. The coding region runs from base 204 to 1520 and encodes 438 amino acids. The transcript is spliced from 10 exons. Gene Ontology annotation, molecular function: homogentisate 1,2-dioxygenase activity. The record is from RefSeq and is a predicted model, not a curated record. Gene Ontology annotation, cellular component: cytoplasm. Gene Ontology annotation, biological process: L-phenylalanine catabolic process. NCBI's taxonomy places the organism in Eukaryota, Metazoa, Arthropoda, Insecta, Lepidoptera, Nymphalidae.
CCAUUACAGUAUUAAAGUCUGGAACUGGUAAACAGAGCCAAGAAGGCCUGCUUUGUAUAGAAAUAUUAUUUAUUUUGUACCAGAGAUACCUGUUAUCGUAAUAAACAAACCAGAUCGAUUUGCAUACCGGUUACUAUUUUAGCCAGGUCGUAGUAAACACCUUAGUCUUUAUAAUCGCGUUAUACCAAUAGUGUCGUAAUAAAAUGGCAAAUUUAAAGUAUCUUUCUGGCUUCGGGUCAGAAUUCUCAAGCGAGGAUCCUCGUCGUCCCGGAGCGUUACCCGAGGGUCAGAACAGUCCUCAACGCUGUGCUUACGGGUUGUACGCUGAACAGCUUUCAGGCAGUGCCUUUACGGCUCCACGAACAGAAAACAGGCGCUCUUGGCUCUACAGGAUCCGCCCAUCUGUGAUCCACAAACCAUUCGUUAAAUCGAAUAUUUCGGAGCACCUGACACACAAAUGGGAUGACGAAGAACCAAAUCCAAAUCAAUCGCGUUGGCUCCCCUUCGACAUACCUACUCAAGGUUCGGUGGACUUCGCGUCGGGUCUGCACACAGUCUGCGGAGCUGGUGAUCCUCGUUCCCGACAUGGCAUCGCCAUACACAUCUAUCUCUGCAACGCAUCUAUGGAGAACAGCGCAUUUUAUAACAGUGAUGGGGACUUCCUCAUGGUUCCGCAACAAGGAACUUUAAACAUAACAACUGAAUUUGGUAAAAUGGAGAUCCGACCAAAUGAAAUUGCUGUGAUACAACAAGGGAUGAGAUUCGCUGUCGCUGUAGACGGGCCCACAAGAGGUUAUAUUUUGGAAGUGUUUGAUGGGCAUUUCAAACUACCCGACUUAGGGCCGAUAGGUGCCAAUGGUUUAGCAAACCCUCGCGACUUCCUUACACCAGUCGCAUACUACGAAGAUAAAGAAGUACCCGAUUUCAAGAUAAUUAAUAAAUACCAGGGAGCUCUGUUCGAGGCUGUUCAAGGUCAUUCUCCUUUCGAUGUGGUAGCCUGGCACGGCAACUACGUCCCUUAUAAAUACGACCUCAGCAAGUUUAUGGUCAUCAAUUCGGUUUCCUUCGAUCAUUGUGACCCAUCUAUAUUUACUGUACUAACCUGUCCCUCAACAAAGCCCGGUGUUGCCAUAGCAGAUUUUGUUAUAUUUCCUCCUCGAUGGUCGGUGCAAGAAAAUACAUUUAGACCUCCUUACUAUCAUAGAAAUUGUAUGAGCGAAUUUAUGGGUCUUAUCCUGGGUUCGUAUGAAGCGAAAGAAGGUGGUUUUCUACCAGGGGGAGCUUCUCUCCAUUCAAUGAUGACUCCACACGGUCCUGAUGCACAAUGUUUUGAAGGAGCCUCCAAGGAAAAGCUGGUACCGCAGAAAAUAGCCGUGGGGACUCAGGCUUUUAUGUUCGAGUCAUCUCUCAGUAUGGCGAUAACGAAGUGGGGCUUCGAGACGUGUAAAAAACUCGACGGCAAUUACUAUCAGUGCUGGCAUAAUUUACCUAAACUUUUCUCAGAAAAAAUAGAUAUUUGAAUAAUUUACGUUAUGUUUUAACUUGCUUAUUUUUUAUUUACUUUAAAUAUUAAUAAUUUUGACGCAAUAUGAAAUCGAAAAAUUUUUUUUUUCUGGGAAAUGAUAAAUAAUGUCUUUAUAUAUGAAAUGUCAUGUCUGUCGUUUGUCAAUAAUAUAUAUAAUCUGUGAAUGGUAAAAUAAAAACAAAUCACAUGGAA